This is a messenger RNA of Cannabis sativa, 517 nucleotides long. RefSeq lists its product as uncharacterized. NCBI's taxonomy places the organism in Eukaryota, Viridiplantae, Streptophyta, Magnoliopsida, Rosales, Cannabaceae. The record is from RefSeq and is a predicted model, not a curated record. Gene Ontology annotation, molecular function: cysteine-type peptidase activity. The transcript has 2 exons. Bases 8 to 379 code for a protein of 123 amino acids. Gene Ontology annotation, biological process: proteolysis.
UAUUGAUAUGUGGCAGAUUCGGGUGUACGAUAAUGAUUUAUCAUGCACCACCGACGCACAGUUUGAUGCCAUCAUGCUACCUUGGACUGAGUUGUUUCCACAUCUGCUGAGGUCUACUGGCUAUUAUGAUCAAGUCAACAACAACAUUCUGAAUGUGGACUUAGGGGACAGUAGCCAACUCAAAUCAAUGCAUGCUAGACGCAUGCCAAGUGAGGUGGUUCCCCAAAGUAAAACAAGUGGUGAUUGCGGGGUGUAUGCACUUGAGUACAUCGAACACCUCAUGCUGAAUCGGUCCUUGGACAACAUUACAGACGAUAGCAUGAGAAUGUUCAGAGAUCGGUGGUGUGUAGACUUGUUUUAUCAGAACUUAACUUGGUGAAAUAUAAUUUAAAAGGGUUGUAAAUUUUUUGUAUUAUAGACGAUAGUUGUUUUUAGUACUGUACAGUUUUUAUAUAUGGAAAAGUGUUCAAUUUAAAAACUUUUACUUACAUGUCGCUACAAAAUCGUUAACAUGUCG